AUGAGCUACUACAGCAGCUACUACGGAGGCCUUGGCUAUGGCUAUGGCGGCUUCGGUGGCCUGGGCUACGGCUGUGGAUGUGGAUGUGGCAGCUUCCGCAGACUGGGUUUUGGCUAUGGCUCUGGCUAUGGAGGAUAUGGACAUGGCUCUUGCUACAGGCGCUAUGGAUAUGGUUGCUGCCGCCCAUCAUGCUGUGGACGCUAUGGAUUUACUGGCUUCUACUAG
Molecule: messenger RNA, 225 nt
Organism: Tupaia belangeri chinensis (Chinese tree shrew)
Lineage: Eukaryota; Metazoa; Chordata; Mammalia; Scandentia; Tupaiidae
Product: keratin-associated protein 19-5-like
Exons: 1
Coding region: 1-225 (74 amino acids)
Source: RefSeq, a predicted model, not a curated record